Molecule: messenger RNA, 2055 nt
Organism: Amoebophrya sp. A25
Lineage: Eukaryota; Dinophyceae; Syndiniales; Amoebophryaceae
Source: the annotation of a GenBank genome assembly
GACAUGCACAUGCUGAAGAUCCUCAUCCUGUGAGCAAAAGUAGACCACACGCACACAUUCUUGAGACACGACCAAAGGGAGGCCCAAGGGGUCGAGGUGAAGGAGAAGCGAUGGAUUAUAGUAGCGGUCCUUUAGUUAUGGAGCAAGGAUUCGAUCCCAGAGAGUCCUCUGAAGAUGGUGAAGCAGGUCAACAACCUAGUAUGGAGGUUCGCGGCCAUCCGUCACUACCUGGCGCAGGGGCUGCUGUCAAACAAGUUGUUGCGAAGAGGAAGAAUCCCAUCAAAAUCGAGCCUCCGGAGAUUCCUCCUUCAGCAGAGGAGGUGCAAACGACUCAGAUAUUCGCGCAAAGCGCUAUGGAGUUGCUUGGCCGGUUAAAUCGCGUUUUGUUCACGGAAAGGUUUGCCCAAGAGGACACAGUCGCUGCUUUUCGGCCUCUGAUCGGCGCACUAGAGAGCAUUCGCAGACACGAAGCGCGCGACGAAGCCAGAGAGCGCGGUUAUCAGACUCUGGAUCGGAUGCUAAGAGAAGCGCAAAGAGGCAUCAGUGCACAGCUUGGCGCCAGUGCGGCAAUGGCAAAUCUGCAAAGGACUCAUCCUAGCACAGUACAAAAGAGGAUCGCGGAACGAGGGAUCCACAGAACGAAGGCUUUGGAGAGAAUCGUACAGCAGUCGGUAGAAGAUGCAAAAAACACAGUAGAAGCGCAAAAACAUGCUUUGGAGAAGCAGAGACAUGAGAAAGUUGAGAAGAGGUGGGCAGCGCUAAAUCGUGAUGAUGUGCCGAAUUCUAGGGAUGGUACUAGAGGAGGGAACAAUGAUAUGGAUCUGGUUAGCGAAGACGUGGUGAAUGAAAUCGAACAAAGGCCCUAUGAUUUCAGGAUGAACGAAGAUGAAGGCGAAGAUAUGGGUGAGGGUGAAGAUUUUUACCAAGGGGAAGACGACUAUGCUGGAGAAAAUUUCGAUGAUGGAAACGCGAACGCCUUUCUCCAACAACGCGCAACUCCAUCAAAUUUCCUCCCCACAACCCGUGGAAAAUUCGCUGCUCCUGAGGGACAAGCGCAAGCUUUCGGUACUAGACGUUCAGGUGCUAUGUCCCAAAGAGCCUUUGGGGGAAAUAUGGACGGGCCUCAAACGGCUCUCCAAAAGCAGCAAAUGCUGUACCAACAACAAAGAAUGGCACCAGGGAAUCGCGUGCAGUUGUAUUAUACAGAGGAGAAACAGACUCAGACGAGAAAGCCUGCUGUCAGUGUCAAGAGGACUACUCGUGGUGGAUCAACUAGUACGUCUAAGGACGGCACUUCACAGAGUUGUAGUCGAAAAGAAUCCAGCAGUAAGAAUACGAAGCCCAAGCCAUCUUCCAGAAAAAGAACUCCUCUAGCGCCAUCUUCCAGAAAAGACGUGAAAGAAAAACGCGACAUUGAACCAGCAGAAGAAACUCAUGCUGAUGAUCUUGAAGAUGCUGCUGAGGAUCUUGAAGAUGCUGCUGUGGAUCUUGACGACAUGGUAGUUCUAAAAGAUUCAACCAAAGUAACUCCUGUAGAAGGAGGAAGAGGAGUCACUUUUUCCAGCGCUUUGCGUUCCGUACAAGAAUGGUUUACGUUUAGUGGGACAGAAGAAGAAUCGACUUCGACGGUGGACGCUGAUGCAGUCGCACAACGACCAGCAGACUUCGAGACUACAUCUUCAUCUCCAAAGUUGUACUAUUCGAUAGACAUAGGCGACGAGAACAACGAAAAGGAAAAAUCUGCGGCCCGACUCGAAAGGAAAAAGCUUCUGUACAAAUACUAUGCACGAAAGAUUCGAAAAGCUAAGAACAAUGUCGUGGAGCAGCGUGUCGUGGAUGCUGCAAGAGAUUGUCGACCAGAGCAGUCAAUGGCUUGCAUAGAUCAGCUUUCCUCUGUGCUUGAUUUAUGCUAUGACAAGGAGCUCGCAGGUGCUGUCGUGGAUAAGCAAAAUGAGUCGUCUGCAGAUGAAAGCGAGCAAAGUUUGGGCAUAAGUUCGCAUGUUCAGAUUCUUGAAUAAUCGAUGACGAUGAUGUAACAGAAGCUCUUCUUCUCCC